UUUAAUAAUUGUAGCGUCUUCUUGUUUAUUUCUCAUUAUUUGUCCGUCAGUCGGGUCUUACGCAAACUGCGUAGCAUGUCCUCCUUUCGGAGUCACAAAUACGACGGUCGCACAGUUCGGUGUUCCACCGGCGCCGCAGCCGCCCGCUCCGUCCCCGGCGCAGUCUGAGCGGCUAACGGGCUGGACCAUGUCGGUUCCUUUCCGCAGAACCGACACGUCCAGGAAGAAAACGACUCUCUUUUGGGUUUGGCGGAGCCGCGCGCUGCUGCUGCUCCCGUUCGCCAGCAGAUUAACCGACAAACCGGAUGAUGGACAUGACACAACCACGGUGGAAUUAAUAUUGCAGUCAGAACGGCUUAAUCCCUGACAGGCACCAAAAAACACCGCUGACUAGAGGGAUGGCAUUGACCUUUUUUCUAAAGCAGUUUCCUGGAAACCAAAUCUCAGCUGUUUGCAGAUUAAUGCGCGUGUCUCCACCAUGGACCACAUCAUCUGCUGCCUGCUCGUCAUGGUAGCCACAGUGAUGAUUGUCCAUGCAUGUCCCAAGUACUGUGUCUGCCAGAACCUCUCAGAGUCCCUAGGAACUCUGUGUCCCUCCAAAGGCCUUCUUUUCGUUCCUUCAGACAUUGACCGGAGCACGGUGGAGCUCAGACUGGGAGGCAACUACAUCCUUCACAUCACACAGCAGGACUUUGCAAACAUGAGUGACCUGGUGGACCUGACCCUCUCCCGGAACACCAUCAGCUACAUCCAGCCCUUUUCCUUUAGUGACCUGGAAACUCUGCGCUCACUCCAUCUUGACAACAACCGUUUAACAAAGAUAGGUUCUGAUGACUUCAGAGGCUUGGUGAACCUACAGCAUCUCGUCCUGAACAACAACCAGCUGGGGCGCAUCCAUGACAAGGCUUUUGAAGACCCAAUGGGAGCUUUGGAGGACUUAGAUCUUUCCUACAACAAUCUGGUCUCUCUUCCCUGGAACUCGGUCAGACAGAUGGUCAACCUACACCAACUCAGUGCAGACCACAAUCUACUAGAAUUCAUUCCAGAAGGAACCUUUGCUGACUUGGAAAUGCUGGAGAGAGUGGACCUAGCUUCAAACCGUUUGCAGAAGCUUCCCCCUGAUCCCAUCUUUGCUCGGGCGCAGGAUUUACCAACCCUGAGUACGCCGGAGACUGCCCAGCUGUCCUUAAGCCUGGGUGGGAACCCUCUGCACUGUAACUGUGAAAUGCUUUGGCUACGACGGCUGGACAGGGAGAACGACUUGGAGACCUGCGCCUCCCCGCCUCCCUUAAAGGGUCGUCACUUUUGGGAUGUCAAAGAGGAGGAGUUUGUAUGUCAGCCACCCCUUUUUAUCCAGCAGACUCACAAGGUGGUUGUUUUGGAGGGCCAGACAGCCACUUUGAGGUGUGAGGCAACAGGAGACCCUUCUCCUGCUAUCCAUUGGAUCUCACCUGAUGAUCUGCUGCUUGGAAACUCCUCCAGAACCCAAGUGUAUAGGAACGGAACAAUGAGGAUCCCCAUCACCUCCUCCAAGGAUCAUGGCAUUUUUACCUGCAUUGCUGCUAAUGUGGCCGGAGAAACCACAGCCUCAGUGGAGGUGUCCAUUAGGCAGAUCCCAUUUCUGAGUAAUGACACGGGGCCACUAGUUCAACCAAACUCCAAGCUUUCUGACAUCACAGGAACAAAGAUGAAAGGGAGUCCUCAAAACCAGCCAGAGAGAACACUGUCCGUCUCAGACGUGACAACUGUUUCUGCACUGGUCCAAUGGACAGUAAGCAAAGCGGCCCCCAAGGUAAAGAUGUACCAGCUCCAGUAUAACUGCUCAGAGGACGAAGUUGCCACCUACAGAAUGAUUGCGCCCUCAAGAAACUCUUUCACCGUGAACAAUCUGGUGGCAGGAACCCGCUAUGACGUGUGUGUUCUGGCCGCCUGGGACGACGCUGCCAGCACCCUCACUGCCACCAGCGUUGUGGGCUGCACACAUUUUCUCACCCAAGUCGACUAUUCUCAGUGCCGAUCUGCACGCAGCCAGCUGCUGGGAGGCACCAUGAUCCUGGUGGUGGGGGGCCUCAUCGUGACCACCCUGCUGGUGUUCAUUGUCUUCCUCAUGAUGCGCUACAAAGCUACAGAUCCUCAGUUUCCACCUGCAAAACUGCCCAGCUUCUACGACUCGCACACUCAGACCACCAGCAGUGUGCUGGUCAUGUCGCAGCCGCAGAACCAGACGGAGCCUCAGGUCAAAGGGACUCUUCCGGAUGAGCGGGUGGAGUUUAAAUGUGGCUCCCUUCAAAGCAGCCUCACCUCCUCCUCUUCCUCCUCCUCGGGCUCCACAGCCAGGGGCACCUACAGCCCCAACAGCACUCUUGCCAACAUUUUAAGGUCAGCCCCUGUUAAACCCCGGUCAAACCUGGAUAAUCUCCUCGGGACAAUCACGUCACUGGAGCUGUGGGGAGGACAGGCCCGGGAGCCAGGAGUCUCCAGUGGCAGCACCAUGACAAGACGCUACAGAGACAGAGUGCCGCUGCUGGACGGAGCGCUGGACUCCCGGCUCAGCCGGCUCCUCAUGCUGGACUCCAGGCCAAAGAAGAGCCAGUCCUUUGACACAGACGAGACGCCGGACAGCGGAGCUCCCCAGCUUCAGAGGAAACCUCGCAGAAUCAGCGGGAUCUGGACUAAGAGGAGCCUCUCUGUGAACGGCAUGGAGACGUUAGAGGGGGCUGAGUGGGAGAUGGAAAGUACUGUUUAGGAAAGGAACAGCGGCACUGCCAAACCAAACUAAUACCAAGACGAUGGACUCUAUCCUGCAUGAGGCUUACCCAGACUUAAGGGAGACUUGACCUCCGGAUUAUUUUGCCUGACAUUUUUCACAGUGCUGGAUUAAAAUGCCAUCAGUCAAAAAGGGAAAUGACUUUAAAAAAAACUGUCUCAAAGCCCACAACUAUCACAAUGUCAAAUGUCUUUUUAUGACAAUAUUAUUUUGUUCUAUAAAUAUAAAUGGAAUAAUACUGGACUUUGCCUUAGUGUAUAUAGUGUACAUAAAGUGAGUGUGGGUGUACACACAUAUGCAUAUAAACUGCAGAGGAACUCAUAAGAAUCCUAUUGUGUUGAUGAAGACUGUUUCUGUUAAAAAUGCCAAACUUCCGGAAAGAGAAAGACCAACCAAGGCUGUUGUCCCCGUCAGUCCUGUGGGGUUUAUCUAGUCUAAGUAGUAUUUGAGCGUCUUGCUUUGCCCUUUUUUUUUAAUUCUUUACUUUUUUUUUUUAUCUUUGCAUUAUUUCCCUCCAAAUGAAAUGUUUCUUGUGUCACGUAAAGGCAACCUUCAGCAUAAAAAUAAGGAUCAGCACCAUCAUUUUUCUUUUCUGUCAUUAAUAAUAUACAUUUGCCUGAUUGAUUCUAAAAAAAAACCCUGCUGAUAUCAGAUUGGAGAGAUGAACAGAUAUUUCUAGCAAUUAUUUAACGUUAUUUCCAAUUACACUGAGACAUUUACAAGUUCCUUUGGACAUGACAUGAUUUAUUUUCCUUCAAGUCUGAUGUGGAAUUUAUUUUACCAGUCAAGAAGCAUUGAAAACUUUUUUUGGGGAUUCAUCUUAUUUUUGAGACCAAACUGAAUUGACUGAAAAGGAAAAGCCAUAAAUCAUUAGUGAUUCUGUUCCCCCCAGUAAAACAUGGUGGUGGAAGUUCAAUCAUGUGGGGCUGUUUAGCUAUGCCUGGCAAAGAGGAGUUUAUUUGUCUACAUAGAGUCAUGAAUAGAGAGAAUUAUGUUUAAACUCUUGAGGAAUAACACAAAGGUUGCUGCUAGAAAAGCUUGGGGCCCAUGUUUGAUUCGAAGCAGGCCUAUCAAAACUAAAAUCCCGCAGAGUUUGAAAAAGCUGGAAUAAUUAAUUAUCUAUGAACUUGCUAAGAUCCUUCCAGAAAAAGAGGAAUUAUUUUAAAAAGUUAAUGCCAGCUGCAUACCAGAAAAACCAAGCUGUUGACCUUCAAGUAAGAUCCAUCAUUCCAGCUUCUGAACAUGCUGAAUCUCUUUUUGGGUCACGACUGUUGGGCAGAGGCGGGGUAGGCCCCUUAACAGUUUGCCAGUCCAUUGCAGGGUCCUUCACUUAACCAAAGUUUAAACUGUAUUUCUGUGUUUCAGAAUUAUAUCUCCAAAUUGUCCCCAAACUCUUUUGGUUCAGACCAUUUUAAGGGUUUUUGGUAUUUUUUUUAUGAAGAAGGGAUUCAAUAUCAAAUUUGACACAGUAUCCAUAUUGUGUCAAUAUAUCAAGGUACAACCAAGGUUGCUGAAAAAGACAAUGAUUUCUUCAGAUAUAAAAAUGUUGUCCAUGCUGUAAUGACCUGUCGGUUUAUUUGUCCAUUUGCAGCAUGAACUUCACCAUUUGAGUCACUGUGUCGUCACUGUUUUGACACACCACUAGGACUAACCUGCAGCGUCAACGUUUGCUUAUAAUCCCAGAGUUAAGCAGAUCUUUGAACGGCCGUGUCAGCGUUAACAGUGUUUCACAGAUUAGAUGCAACUGUUGGAUGGAUCUGAUUGUUGGACAACUCUUUCGUUUAUUGAUCUCAAGUGCUUAUUUGUUUUAUUUCUUUAGACUCAGUUGAACUCAAGUGAACUUUGAGUCUUGUUUGGGAUUAAAUUUGGGUUUUCAUUUAGAAAAUCUACAGCAACCUUUUUUUUUAACCAAAAGAUUGCUUGGUUUUUGGCAAAUCCCCAAGAAUGUAGGGUUUUUGGUUGUUUGGUGUGUUUUUUUAUUUGAUUUUCUUUUUUAAACUAAGGUUUAUGAAUUAAUUAUCGCAUUAGCCAACAUGUAUCUCCAAAUUCAGGUAAAUAGGAUGGUGGUAAAAAUCAAAAAUUGUUCAUAUGCAUCAUGAAGUGGACCGAAAAUCUUUAUUUGCACUUCAUGCUAAGAUUUGGAAGCAUGAUUACAAGAAAGCCCAAUCAGGCAUGAAAACCAUGUUUAUUAUAUUGAAGCAGUAAAAUAAUAUGCCAAAACAAACCCGACAAAAUGCAUCAACCUCACCAACCUUACAUCUGCCAUUUCUCCAAAAACUGAAAUUACAGGGAAAACCUUUCUUCCGCUUAAAUUCAGUGUUUUUAUGGUUUUUCAGGUUCAUGUUUAUUUCAAAGGUCAUCAAACCCAUGUUUCUCAGUACUGUGGAUAGGACAUAUGUUGUUGUUUUUUCAAUUUGUUAAUGCCAUAAAGGCUUUUGUCACAGAUUUUUAUGCUGCCGGAGUGCAAACCGAAAUAUCAAGUCUUAUUCCCAGUGAUGUCACAAUUUUGCCCCAACAUGGCAACCUCUCUGUAGCUGGAAUCUAGUCUUUGUAUUGAAUGUUUUAUCUCUUGAUAUAAAUAAUGCAUAGCAGAAUUUGAAAUUGUUGAAUAUUUUUCUUUAUAUUUUUGCUGGUCAAGUGGCCCAGAACUUGCAUGGCUGCAACAUUUCACAAGAGGUGGAGCGAUGGAUAACCCUAUAAUUGUAAUACCGGUAUGAGGUGUGAAGCUUCAAACAUUUUUACAAGUUUAUGUGCUGCAUUGUCAUACGUUUUCACGUUUACAGAGGAAAAAAAUAAAAAGUGUUGUCCCAGACUGUUCAAAA
Oryzias latipes (Japanese medaka) is the source of this 5589-nucleotide messenger RNA. RefSeq names its product leucine-rich repeat and fibronectin type-III domain-containing protein 2. The record is from RefSeq and is a predicted model, not a curated record. Gene Ontology annotation, cellular component: postsynaptic density membrane; cell surface. Gene Ontology annotation, molecular function: protein binding. NCBI's taxonomy places the organism in Eukaryota, Metazoa, Chordata, Actinopteri, Beloniformes, Adrianichthyidae.